Molecule: messenger RNA, 1125 nt
Organism: Plasmopara halstedii
Lineage: Eukaryota; Oomycota; Peronosporomycetes; Peronosporales; Peronosporaceae
Exons: 1
Coding region: 1-1125 (374 amino acids)
Source: RefSeq, a predicted model, not a curated record
AUGAGUGAGGGCAACUAUACCCUUUAUGGUGGUGUCAUGCCUCAAGCUCAGUCGGAUGCAGCAUCAACGCAUCGAUACAUACCAUCUGACAAUUUGAGGGGACGGAACGGCUCUGAAGAUGAAUCGACGGUAAAUGAAACGCUACGACGGACGAGCGAAAGCUUUCGCGACACAUUGUUGGACCUCUACGCGGCCUUAAAGGUGUUUGGUAUAUACCUCAUUACAUUCGAAGGACUAUUUGUAAUGCUAUUUUCGGUGGUCACCACCUCUUCUUAUUACUAUCUUGGUGAGAGUAGCACGGGUCCAAGCUUUGGUGCCAACAUCUCGUGGACCAUUGUUUCGUUUGCAGUGGUGUCACCUAUGAUCAUGCAGAUCACCCAGGCCUUUGCACGGCGUGAACAAGCAUUGGAUGUGCUUGCUGAGUCAAGAUCUUUAAUAAUUAAUAUCAUGCUUGCCAAUGCUUUGUGGAAUUGGGGCGAUAACGGGCGAAAAAAGCUGCCACAAGACCAUGUACAAAAGACCAAGACCUUGCUCAAAGGAAUGCUGCAUGAUUUAAUGUCUUUACUGAUCAUGCCCACGUUUACGCGUGGACGACACCGGCUUACUUCACUUGGUCGGAAACAUGCCUCACAGUUUGUGAAUCCUGUAAGACAUUUGCAGCUACAGAUUGUAAACACGAUUCGUCAGCUGCACGAUCAAGUGGAAGUUAUGAAAGCCUGCGGCAUGCCUGCCAAUGAAGCCUCACGAGUUAAUCAAUACCACUGGCUGCUUGAAGCCCGACUUGAACGACUGCAGAAUAUAAAAUUCUAUCGAACACCUCAAGCCACACGGUCAUUCACUCGGAUUUUUAUCCUUGCCUUGCCCCUAUUUUAUGGUCCAUACUACGUCUUUAUCGCGCGUGGAAAUGAGUAUCAAGCGACGAACUUUGCAUUUUGCUUGUUGCUUAGUGUGUCUACAAGCUUGUUAAUGAUUGGCAUUUUUAACGUGGAAAGAACAAUGGAGGAUCCAUUUGCAGGAGGUGGCUUGGAUGGUGUCCGCGUUCAUGAGGUUUUCCAGCUGACACACCAACUGCUUGACGAAUGCUAUAGCGAAAAGUACAUGUCUGACUUUCGGACGAUGCAUUGA